AUGCCAUCCGGAGAAAUCUCACACCGAUAUCGUCACGUGCACCACUUCAGCCCACCGACAACGACAACUUCCGAACACGUAAAGAAAUCAGCUGAUUAUCAAACUUUUACCGGUGUUUAUGUACCCAACACGGAACUCGAUCACUGGAAACGACCCGCGUUUCUCAUAUCACGACUAGUGGAGGCUGUCUUCCGCUAUCUAAGCGAGCGGUCAGCCGUGGCCGGCCUGUGCAUCGGAUGCAAAUCCGAGCGAGGCGCGGGCAGUGCGGCCGAUGACCGGCGAGCGUACCUGGACUAG
This is a messenger RNA of Arctia plantaginis, 297 nucleotides long. Lineage: Eukaryota; Metazoa; Arthropoda; Insecta; Lepidoptera; Erebidae. The record is from the annotation of a GenBank genome assembly.